ACGCGCGCCCGGGGAGGAGGACCGCUCGUGGCACCUGGGGGCCCGCACACCCUGGGCACGGGGCGGAGUCCCUAGAGGCUGUGGGAACCACCAAGCGCCACUCGCUCUCCUGGGCUCACCUGGCCGGCGGCGGGGGACGGGACCAUGGCUCUGAAGGACACGGGCAGCGGAGGUGGCACCAUCCUCCCCAUCAGCGAGAUGGUGUCUGCGUCCGGCUCGCCCUGCGCUCCAGCCGCGGUCGCCCCGGGACCCUGCGCGCCUUCGCCCUUCCCCGAGGUGGUGGAGCUGAACGUGGGCGGCCAGGUGUAUGUGACCAAACACUCGACGCUCCUCAGCGUCCCGGACAGCACUCUGGCCAGCAUGUUCUCACCCUCGAGUCCCCGGGGUGGUGCACGACGCCGGGGAGAGUUACCCAGAGACAGCCGGGCGCGCUUCUUCAUCGACCGGGACGGUUUUCUCUUCCGCUACGUGCUCGAUUAUCUGCGGGACAAACAGCUGGCGCUGCCCGAACACUUCCCGGAGAAGGAGCGGCUCCUGCGCGAAGCCGAGUACUUCCAGCUCGCUGACCUGGUCAAGCUGCUGUCGCCCAAGGUCACCAAGCAGAACUCGCUCAACGACGAGGGCUGCCAGAGCGACCUGGAGGACAACCUCUCGCAGGGGAGCAGCGAUGCGCUGCUGCUGCGCGGGGCGGCGGCGGCCGCCGCGCCCUCCUCGGUCCCCGGAGCGCACGGUGGCGGCGGUGUCGCGCCGGACAAGCGCUCGGGCUUCCUGACCCUUGGGUACCGAGGCUCCUACACCACGGUGCGCGACAACCAGGCGGACGCCAAGUUCCGGCGGGUGGCGCGCAUUAUGGUGUGCGGGCGCAUCGCGUUGGCCAAGGAGGUGUUCGGGGACACCCUCAACGAGAGCCGAGACCCCGACCGGCAGCCCGAGAAGUACACGUCGCGUUUCUACCUCAAGUUCACCUACUUGGAACAGGCGUUCGAUCGCCUGUCGGAGGCCGGCUUCCACAUGGUGGCGUGCAACUCCUCCGGCACCGCAGCCUUCGUCCACCAGUACCGGGACGACAAGAUGUGGAGCAGCUACACCGAGUACAUCUUCUUCCGACCACCUCAGAAAAUGGUGUCACCCAAACACGACAGGAAGCAUGGCAAACCCGCCGACAAAGGAAGCGAGAGUGGGACUUCGUGUAACGAGCUGUCCACUUCCAGCUGUGACUCAGAGGCCAGCACCCCCCAGGACAACCCACCCAGUGCCCAGCAGGCCACGGCCCACCAGCCCAACACCUUAACCCUGGAUCGCCCUUCCAAAAAGGCCCCGGUGCAGUGGAUACCCCCGCCCGACAAGCGCAGAAACAGCGAACUCUUCCAGUCCCUCAUCAGCAAGUCCCGAGACACGAACCUCUCCAAGAAGAAAGUCUGCGAGAAGCUGAGUGUGGAGGAAGAAAUGAAGAAGUGCAUUCAGGAUUUCAAAAAGAUCCACAUCCCCGAUUGCUUUCCCGAGCGCAAACGCCAGUGGCAAUCGGAACUGCUGGAGAAGUAUGGCUUAUAGUAGUGACGACGGUCCUGGGGGUUUUGGGGGUACCCAGAUGGCAUUCAAUGUUUACUACCCUGUCACCACCCAACUGAGGGUCAGUGUGAUUCUUGCUGCUCUUCCCUUCUGUGAACCGUGGAUGUGGGACAGUAUUUUUUUUUUCCAUUAGUUUUGUUGUUUUUAGAAACAAAAUUUUAAAAAAAAAUGACGGUAACAAAUGUGUGUCAAAACGUCAUGUCCCUCUGAUUCAAACCAUUUUGCAAGAAUGAAAGAAAAACAAUAUGCAUGAUCAAGAAACUCAGAAUCUUGAUGUUUGAACUGUUGAACUGUGGUCAGUUGGACACAUUUGUCAUUUUGUAACUCACCAAAAAAAAAAAAAAAAAAAAAAAAA
Jaculus jaculus (lesser Egyptian jerboa) is the source of this 1924-nucleotide messenger RNA. RefSeq names its product potassium channel tetramerization domain containing 8 (gene Kctd8). The record is from RefSeq and is a predicted model, not a curated record. Gene Ontology annotation, molecular function: protein binding. Lineage: Eukaryota; Metazoa; Chordata; Mammalia; Rodentia; Dipodidae. The coding region runs from base 145 to 1551 and encodes 468 amino acids. The transcript is spliced from 2 exons. Gene Ontology annotation, biological process: regulation of G protein-coupled receptor signaling pathway; protein homooligomerization.